CAAGUACUUGUCUGACUGUAUCUGAAACUUCCAGGAACCUCUUUUCUGAUUCAUCCAUGGUUUUUCCUCCUCUUGGUGUUACACGAAGCACUACCCUGCACGAUGAGUUCGGGAAGCUUUCCACAGCUAACCAGGGUAUUGCUGCACAAGUUGCUGAAAGAGGUCAUGUUCCAGGGAAAUUUUGGUUUAGCCAGCUACCUAGUAAUUCUUGUCAACCUCAAGUCAUUGGUGCUGUUCAGUCUUCUACAGACCUUUCUAGAUCCGUGAUGACUGGUUUUGGUCAAAAUCAAACUCAGCCAAUUGGGCACAAGUGUUUGAUUUGCAAGAGGGAUCUUUCCUUCACACCAGAAGGCCCUGUUUUCGUGCCAGCUAUUCGACCAGUUGUUGCUGUUCUACCGUGUGGCCACACCUUUCAUGACCACUGCUUGAGGCUUAUCACCCCUGAAGAGGAAGUUAAAAAUCCUCCGUGCAUUCCUUGUGCCAUCGGUGAGAGUUGAAUCUAGGAUUGGUUCAACAUGUUGAAUCCUCCAUGCCUUGUGCAUUAGUUUUUCAAAUAUAUAAUCCGGUUUUUCUCUAAAUUCAUUUUGAAUCAGUCAAAAAUAGGGGAAAGGUUUUAGUGAAAUUUUAGACAUGUUUUUCUACAUAGGUUAAGUUCACAAAUCUUUUCUUAGGGCUGAGGUGGUGAUUUGGUCCAUAAAUAUAUAGAUCAUUAAAAGUUGUACAUAGCACACCCAUUUCCUUAAUAUGGAUCGUACUUCUGCAUGGUAUACUUUUGCCAUUGUAUGAACCUAAAGUUUUCGUCAUAUCCUGC
Molecule: messenger RNA, 811 nt
Organism: Prunus mume (Japanese apricot)
Lineage: Eukaryota; Viridiplantae; Streptophyta; Magnoliopsida; Rosales; Rosaceae
Source: RefSeq, a predicted model, not a curated record